Molecule: messenger RNA, 7108 nt
Organism: Xyrauchen texanus (razorback sucker)
Lineage: Eukaryota; Metazoa; Chordata; Actinopteri; Cypriniformes; Catostomidae
Gene: ttll11
Product: tubulin tyrosine ligase-like family, member 11
Exons: 9
Coding region: 794-2944 (716 amino acids)
Biological process (GO): microtubule cytoskeleton organization; protein polyglutamylation
Cellular component (GO): cilium
Molecular function (GO): tubulin-glutamic acid ligase activity; tubulin binding
Source: RefSeq, a predicted model, not a curated record
UUCUUUCUCUCAGCGCUCUCCUUCAGCUGACAGCUCAUCAAACAUGCCUGUCCUGCUGCAAAAACUCUUCCACGAUUCGUCCGUGUUUUAGCAAACAGCAGGUAAACAGAACGCACGGAUGUUUUUAUUUGGAGAUCCAGUGCUCGUUUGAAAAAAAAAACUGUGCGUAACAGCAAGGCAACAGUCCCGUCUCCAAAUUAGUCAGACGUUCCCUCACCGGCACUUUUAAAUCGACCGAGUGAGCUAUACGUACAGAGGGGUGAUGCGUACAGCCGUGGUCUGCACUAGUUUUCACCAUAUGCUGUUAUAUGUGACAUUAGUUGAGAGUCUCAAUAAUAUAAAAAUGGGAUAAAUUAAAAUACGUAUGAUUUUCCUUUGCAGCCUUUAGUGUUAUUAUCUCCUGUUAGUCAUUAGCGCCCUCCCUUAAAGCUGAGGCAGGAUAGGACACUGGACAGCUCUUGCGCCUGGAGCCACUCCUGUCCUGUUAGAUUACAAUCAGAGACAUUAAGCACAUUGUAGUGAUGUACGAUCUGUCAGUGCUACAAAGGUCUCUAAUGUUUAGGUCUAAUUUUAUGUCAUGGAGCCAAUAUCCGGGUGUCUUCACACUAGCUCCAUAGUCGGACAUUUAAAAACCUUGCUAUCUUUGCAGAAUGUUUUUUUUAUUUUUUUUUGUGCUUUACUUUUGACAGCACCAGCUGGUGCUUGUUAGCUCCUCGUGCUAGUAGAUAUUCAGCAUUCUAGAUGAGAUAGCAAACCAUUAUAUUAAUGUUAGAGGUCAACACACGAUCACACUAUGAGCGAUCACUUUGAGAAAGUGAAGAUUCAGCUCCAGCAGAUUAAGGCGUCCAGAGAGGCGGUGGAGACGGAGGCCGCAGCCGAGGAGGAGCAGCUGUCCCCGGCCUCCGUGUCUCCAGUCACCGCUGAUGUCUCGUUCGCUGAUCGUAAAAGUGGCGGAAGAAGUCGGAGUAAAACUAGGAGCAAAGCAGACGGUCAAACACAACAAGUGUCGGAUCUGAUAAAGCCAGAUCCUUUAGGACUGUGCCGUGUUUGCAAUGAGCCAGAUCUUCAAAUUAUAGGGACGGGAAGGAUAUUAAGGGGUAACACGGCGACAAAUGGUCACGUUGAGUCAUGCCAGACACAGAGGGAUGGGAAAUGUGAGCGUCAUGGUAAAGAGGAUGGGAGCAAAGUGGCCAAAAAGAGGAGACCCGUGACGGUGGACAUUUCCAAAGCCAAGACAUCGCUAGUAGCGCUGAAACUUAGCAUCAGACAACUGAAGUGGAAAGAGUUUCCGAUGGGUAGGCGGACAGCCUGUGAUAUCUACUGGCAUGGUGUGUCUUUUCAUGACAAUGAGAACAUCGUUUCUGGGCAAGUCAACAAGUUUCCAGGAAUGAUAGAGAUGCUGCGGAAGAUCAAUCUGAGUCGUGCCGUGCGUACAAUGCAGGAGCUGUUCCCAGAGGAGUAUAACUUCUACCCACGCUCCUGGAUACUGCCUGAGGAAUACCAGCUCUUCUCCACACAGAUUCGUCUCCUGAAAGAUAAUGAUUCCACCCUCAAACCUACUUUCAUUGUCAAACCAGACAGUGGUUCCCAGGGCGAUGGCAUCUACCUCAUCCGAGACCCUGCUGACCUCCGGGUUAUCUCAGGUUCUCAGAUCAAACAAGCUGUUGUUCAAGAAUAUAUCCAAAAACCCUUGCUCAUUGAUAAAUUGAAGUUUGAUAUCCGCCUCUACGUUCUGGUGCGCUCAUUGGAGCCUCUAGAGGUCUACAUCGCUAAAGAGGGUCUGUCCAGGUUUUGCACUGAACCUUACCAGGAACCUUGCCAGAAGAACCUCAGUCAUGUUUUCAUGCACCUUACUAACUAUUCCCUUAAUGUGCACAGCGGGAACUUUGUGCACUCUGACAGUUGCAGCACAGGUAGUAAACGCACUUUCUCUAGCGUUCUCUAUCGUCUGGCGUCUAAAGGAUUGGACAUCAAGAAAGUUUGGUCAGACGUUAUCGCUUUAGUUAUCAAAACAGUUAUUGCACUUGUGCCUGAACUGAAGGUUUACUACCAAGCAGAUAUACCCCCAGGCAAACCAGGACCUUCGUGUUUUCAGAUUUUGGGAUUUGACAUCCUGCUGAUGAAGAACUUGAAGCCUGUUCUACUGGAGGUCAAUGCCAAUCCCAGCAUGAGGAUUGAACAUGAGCAGGAGGUGUCACCUGGUGUGUUUGAAUAUGUACCGAGUCCAGUAGAUGAGGAGGUGAAAGUGGGGGUCAUCAGAGACACACUCCGGCUGAUGGAUCCCGCUCGGAGGAAACAACACGUAAUGACAAAUACGGGAGGCAGUUCUUCAGAGGAAGCUAUUGUCGUGAAAGCAGAAACUCUUGACAAAGAAGGUCUUGCAGAUUCUCUUCCAUCUUUGUGUUUAAAAGAAGUCUUUCCCAAAUACACCAAGCAGUUCAAUUACCUGCGGGUAGUCGAGCGCAUUGCUGGCAUUUUCCUGCGCUUCCUCGGGGUUAAAGGAACCAUGAGACUGGGUCCCACCAGUUUCCGCACCUUCAUCAGGAACUGCAAACUGAGUAACAGCAGCUUCUCGAUGGCAUCAGUGGACAUCCUGUACAUUGACAUCACCCGUCGCUGGGCUGGAAUGCUCCCAGAAUCCAGAGAAGCAGGCAUGUGUCUGCAGGCAUUCAUUGAGGCCUUUUUCUACCUGGCAGCACGCAGGUACAAGGAUUUACCCCUACGGGAGCAGGUGCUCUCAAUGCUGGAGGUGUGUGAGGGAUCCCUCGAGGGACAGGGCCACGAGAAGCCACGGCCACAUAGAUCGCACACAAACACUAUCCCCACUUCUGCCCACUCAUCAGCACCAACCACGCUCAACUCCCCUGCCCUGACACGCCGACACAAAGACCAUCGGCAGCAUCAGACAUUGCAGCCCUCUGCUAAGGGAAACACAGACAAUUGACAAUCUCACUCAUGCAAACAAACAGCUCCAUAUCUUCAGAGGAGUGUUUAGAGCUUUUAGAGGGCAAAGUAAUGGACUUUAGUUUAAAUAAAUACAUAGAGAGAAAUUAACAGAAUAUUUUAAAAUAUAGAAGCCAGGGUUGAAGUGGUCCUUUGAAGUGGUGCACUCUUUUAUUUCACCAUCGUCACUUAAAGGGAUGGUUCAUCUCCCAUCUGUUAUCAUUUACUCAACUUAAUGUUGUUCCAAACAUGUACGACUUCAUUUCUCUGUGGAGCUUAAAUGGAGGUGUUGGCAGAAUGUUAGCCUCAGUCACUAUUUACUUUCAUUACAUCUAUUUUUUUCUCCAUACAAUGAAAGAGAAUGGUUACUGAGGCUUACAAUCUGUCUAACAUCAUCUGUGCUUCAAGGAAGAAAGUAUACACUACACUAAAACAAAUGUGGUGGAGAAUAUGCAUGUUGGUGUAUGUGUUCUGAUGCAAGUGCAGCAAGAGUCAGGCAAUUGUUUCAGUGCUAAACGUGUAGACAGACUAUGCACGAGCAAGUGACUUGUGUUGUAUUGUUCAUAUGUGCUUACCAUUAGGUAAUGCAAGUAGCAUUUGUAUGCAUCGAUCACUGCAGGGAUAAGUACAUCCCUCCAUGACAAUAUCAGGGAUGUUGAGAUUCUGUUUCUUAAAGGGACAGCGUAUUGUCGUAAUUACACUUCACUUCAGAAAAGCAGCUAAUUACCUUAAUGGCCACCUUUAACUGACUAAGCAAAACAACACAGGGGCCUUUUUCUUUGGAAAUGGUGUUAACACCGGGAUAUGGUACAAAAUGUACUAAAAGUUUACGAAAUUGUUUUAUUUAUACUUACUGAGUUUUAUUUAUUACAUUUUGAGUUCUAUUGUAGUUCACUUUAGUUUUACUGAACUGACAGAUCUGCUCCCACAGGUAGGGAUUAUGAAAGGAAAAAAAGGGGGUUUCUUUGAUUAAAGGCAAUUUAAUCUGUCACAGGAUAAUCAUAUAUUAGUUAAUUUAUACAAAUUAUUCAACUAAUUUAAUAUUGUAUUACAACUAGAAGCAUCCACACGUAAAUAUUAGACUUGUCUGAUGGUACUGUUGAGUAAACGAGCAUUCAAAUUUAAGUGUUUUAUAUGGUUUGAUUUUAUUUGUCUAUUUUGUGAAAGUUUGCGUUUAUUUUCUGAAAGCAUGCAUAAAACUUGAUUCUGGCAUAUAGCAACCAGUGUUAUCUGAAUUUUGCAAUCAUUUUGAAAAUCAACUCACUGAACACUUAGAAACGUUUCUCAGAUAACAGCAAGCUGACUGAUGUACUUUAAUUGUAAUUCACUUAAUUUGUUUAUCUUAAAAAAAAACAGACAGUACUAUUCCAUUCCCAUUUUGUUUGUCAGCUGAAUUAUUUAAUAAUGAGGACAUUAAAGCAGGCCUAUGAAAUAACUAAAUAAAAACUUUAAUUAUUCUAGUUGCAAAUGUACAUACAUUGCACAGCCACAAUUGUAUAGUUCUUAACAUGGACACAUUUCUCUGUACAUUAUUGUUCUUGUCAUUGUCCUAAAACAAAGGCAAGUGUUCAGCCAAUCCUUUACACAUAAUUACAAAACUCUUUUCUACAAGUAUUAUAAAACACACACCAUAUUUUAUGUAUUUGUUUAUAGAUCUGUAUAUCUUUUUAUCUUUUAUUUCACAUAGAUACUAUUUCACAUUGACAUCUGAAAAAACAAUGAGCAAAUAGUUUUACUUGCAGAGGUUUUAUAAACUUUGAGAACUGAAAAGAAGCAGGAUAAAGACACAUCUGAUGAAAGAAAUUGAGACGACAGCAGUCUUUUUCAUUCAAUACUGUUCUAAAAAAAAAAUUUUUUUUGACUCACCAGUAGCUUCUGAAGUGGCUGAAAAUAGACACCAUGACUCUGCAAGGCCUCGGACAUCAUUAAAAACAACAUGAACAAACAGAGGAGUUGACAGCUGUGUCUGAGAAAAUUGGUGAAAAUAAAUAUUGGUUCCCUUUCGUGCAAUGACCCUAGAUACUGAUCCUUUUUAUACAGAUGGUGUACAGUGCUGAAGUGUUAAAUACAUGCAAAAAUACUUUACCAGAACUAAAAAGAGCAUGUGAUUGGAUGAGCUAUUAACACAGUCCAACCAUUAGUCAUGGAACAUGUACACAUGGCUACAUGUAAUUUGGUACAAUUCAUACAUACAUUGUUGAGAUUAAAAAGUACUUCAGUGGCUUAAUAAUGAUCACCUUGAAUUUCCAAUUUCUCAGUGGAGUGAAGUAAAUCCAAGUGGACAAAACAAAGGACUUGGAAAAUGUUCAGUCAGGGAAAAAAGUGCAUAGUCAUAAGACACCUUUCAGAAGCGUGGGCGAGGGAUGCUGUUUGUGCUUGGAAAUGUUCUCUACCGUACUCCAUCCCUUGCUAUCAGACUGAGUGCCUCAGCUUAAGACCAAAUUUCAGAUACAAAUCAGUACGUCAAAAACCAAUGUAAUAAUUUAAUUUGCUUUGGAGUGACCUUGGGGUUUGCUUUUAUAUAAUAUUAAAUUAUUCACAUAAUACUCCAUCACAGAACUCGUAUAUAGAGUAGUCUCCUUAAAAAUAACAUUUCUAUUUUACAUGUCCUAGGACUCUUUGCAACAAAAUAGAGGCAUAUCAAGUGUCUCACUUUGACAAACACAAAUAAAAGUUCAAUGAAAACUGCAGCGUCCCGCUGUACUUCAGUGCAGAGCAAAGAAGUCCUUAUUAAAAUAAUACAAAAAUAUACAAACUCUAAAUGCUGACAUGGCAAGUGUGCAGCAAAUUGGAUUGAUGAGGCAACACACAUGUAUAAAAAAUUAUCAGACAUGUACAAAUAAUAAUAAUAAUAAAAAAACAUUCUUAAAAAAAAGAAAAUAUAUAUUUCCUUUACAAGUAAAACAAUUAAUUUGGGAUUUUUUUUUUAUUAGACUAACAAGCUUUACUGGGGCUAUAUAGGGAGAAAACAUGAUAAGAAAAAGCCAAUGUAAAACUACAAACUUAAAUUAUGUAGAUCUGGUUUAGUGUACACCAAAACAUUCACUCUGCAUCUUUUCAGCAAUUUGUGCUAAAUUUAAAAUCUUGGCAUUUAUGAAAUAGACCUGGAAUAACAUUUAGGAUUGUUUGGUGUUCAUUUACAGAAUGGAAACUUUUGCCAUUCAAAAUGUUGUCAAAAUAUUUCCAUUUGUCCAGAUAAAAUGUACGGAGACCCUUACAGAACAGGGCGAGAUUGUUUUUUUCUGAAAUAGUUUUGAGCUUGCUUGCAAAAAGUUUUGCAUUCCCCCGCAGUAGUUUUUCGUAAAACCAUAGUUCAAAUAUGGUAUUUGUAUAGUAAACACAUAAUGUCAACAAGGUUUUGGUUUCCCUGUAUUAUCACUAUGGUUUCACUAUGAAUAUCAAGGUUAAAAUAUGGUUACUGUAGUAAAACAAAGGUAAAUUAAUGCAGGGGAAUAUAAAACUAUUGCAAGGUAAUGCAACUAGUGUUUGAGGGGAUGCAAAACUAUUUCAGAAAAAAACAAAUUCCCGCCCUGUCCAGUAAUAACCAAACAAUUAAAAAAAAGAAAAAAUCAUGGUAAAAACCUGAAGAUGAAGAAUGUAAAAUAUAUUCUUUGUAAAAUCUAUGUACAUUAUAAUCCAUCAUAGAUGUUCAUCUUAACUGUAAAAAUAAUUUACCAAGACUGGGACUGUGCGAUAUUAUAGGUGCAAUCUUUUUUUUAAGGCUUCUCAUGAUGGAGAGUCAAAGUGCACUAUGUACACUGAUCAGCCACAACAUUAAAACCACCUGCCUAAUAUUAUGUAGGUCCCCAUCGUGCCUUCAAAACAGCUCCAACCUGCAUCUCAGAAUAGCAUUCUUCAGGGGGCCUGGGUAGCUCAGCGAGUAAAGACACUGACUACCACCCCUGGAGUCUUGAAUUAGAAUCCAGUCAGGUCUCCUAAGCAACCAAAUUGGCCCGGUUGCUUGGGUGGGUGGAGUCGCGUUGGGUUAACCUCCUCGUGGUCAGUGGGGCGCGUGGUGACUUGUGCGUGGAUGCCGCUGAGAAUAGCGUGAAGCCUCCACACGUGCUAUGUCUCCGCGGUAACGCACUCAACAAGCCACGUGAUAAGAUGCACGACAACUGAGAUGCUAUUCUUCUCACCACAAUUGUACAGAGCAGUUUUCUGA